This is a messenger RNA of Amphimedon queenslandica, 1373 nucleotides long. RefSeq names its product E3 ubiquitin-protein ligase rnf213-alpha-like. The transcript is spliced from 8 exons. Gene Ontology annotation, molecular function: ubiquitin-protein transferase activity; ATP hydrolysis activity. NCBI's taxonomy places the organism in Eukaryota, Metazoa, Porifera, Demospongiae, Haplosclerida, Niphatidae. The record is from RefSeq and is a predicted model, not a curated record. The annotation marks the transcript as partial.
AUGGUUGAAAAGGCAGAAACACUUGCAUCAAUUAACAUGACAAAAUAUGGGAUUGAUACAGUGCUGUUUUUUGAUGAAGCUAACACAAGUGAUGCUCUUGGCCUGAUCAAAGAAGUGAUGUGUGAUAGAAGAAUUAAUGGCAGACAAAUUGUAAAUAAUGUCAAGUUUAUUGCUGCUUGUAAUCCAUACAGAAAACACACAAAUUUAAUGAUAAACAAACUCGAAUCAGCUGGUCUGGGCUUCUUUGUAAAAGCUAGUGAAACACAGCAAAAAUUGGGUAAAAUUCCAUUGAGACAAUUAGUGUAUAGAGUACUUGAUUUACCUCCUAGUAUGAGACCACUAGUAUAUGACUUUGGACAAUUAAAUUUUAAUACUGAAAAAGACUACAUAUUCCAAAUAGUAAAAAAUAGGUGUCUCUAUAUACCUCAAGUUACUGAAAAAAGUGAUGUAAUUCAGGCAGUUACUGAUAUAUUAGUAUGGUCUCAAAACCACAUGAGAGAAAAAAAUGAUGAAUGCAGUUUUGUCAGUUUAAGAGAUGUUGAGAGGGCAAUGAUUGUUUUCAGUUAUUUUUGUCAGAAAAAAGAUAUUUUCAUAAAUAAAGUUGCAGAAAAAGCUGAGAAAGAGCAAAAACACCCAGUUGAUGAUAUUACACGUUCAUUGAUUCUAGCAGUCAGUGUUUGUUUUCAUGCUAGACUUACAAACAGAGCAGUGUUUGAAGAAGGUGUUGCAAAGCAGUUUAAGGCUCCACUUACACUAGCUGGAAGAGAUCAAUUUUGUAAUGAGAUCAGAUGGUGUCAAGAUAUUUUGCUCGAUAAUAUGAAGCUUGGUGAAAACAUUGCAAGAAAUGCAGCACUGAGAGAAAAUAUAUUCAUGAUGGUUAUUUGUAUUGAAUUAAGGAUACCUUUAUUCCUUGUUGGUAAACCUGGCAGUUCAAAAUCUCUAGCUAAGUCUAUUGUUUCUACUUCUAUGUUGGGGAGAGCAUCUGAAAAAGAAUUGAUGAAAGAAAUGAAAGCGGUCCAAAUGUUUUCUUAUCAGUGUAGUCAAUUAUCUACCCCUGAAAGUGUCAUUGAAGUUUUUGAGGUAGCUAAAAGUUUUCAAACAGAAGAGCAAGAUGUAGGCAGUUACGUUUCAGUUGUGGUACUGGAUGAAGUAGGAUUAGCUGAAGAUUCUCCAAAUCUUCCAUUAAAAGCCUUACAUCCAUUGCUAGAAGAUGGGACUGAAGGUGCAGAUAGCUCACUACAGAUUGUGUCACGUGAACAACGUGUAGCUUUCAUUGGUAUAUCUAACUGGGCACUAGAUCCUGCUAAAAUGAAUAGAGGAGUCAUGGUGACUAGGGGUGAUCCUGAUGAAACAGAAUUAGAACUGUCUGCAAG